AUGACCUCAAGGUUGCCUCAAUUUGACCCUCACAUUUCUGCACAUGGUUAUUCUGGUUAUGCGACCGCCCCUACGGCAGAGCUUCCUCGGCAUUCUACUAUUGUGAGCGUUGGACCUGUAUUACACAGAGCAUGGUACGGCCCACGCGGGUGGUCACUAAGAAAAAAGUUGAUUGUCGUGGGCUGCAUCGUGAUUGUCAUCGUCGGCGUUGUGGUUGGAGCUGUUGAAGGAGUGAAUCUCAACAAGUACCCAGGCUACUCAAAACUCAGCUACACUCUUAAUAAAGACACUACUAAGGAACUGAGGCCGGAGCAUGGUGAUAUCGAUGUGAUGGCAUCAAACAACAGAGGCACGCGUGGCGAUGCGAUGACCUUACAUACUUCUAAGAAUUGCAAGAUGAACACCAAGCGCAAGAGAACCGGAACUGCAAAAUACACAAACUGCCUUGUAACAGCCAAUUGUAACGCUGGCUGCGGCGUUGAAGGGAAGAUAUCAACAUAUGGAGAGGCUUUUAACAACAAUGGUGGCGGAGUAUACGCGAUGGAGCUCCGAGACGAUAAACCAAUGACAUCUCCAACUCGAGCAAUACGCCUGAUCCCUCCUCAUGGGGGGGGGAAGGGGGGGCUUUGGCUGAUUUCCCGAACACACAUUGUGACAUCGGUUCUCAUUUUUAAAACCAGAGUGUUAUCGCAAACAUCGAUAUCUGUGGUGGUUUGGCUGAAGCUUGUAUUACACGGACCUAUAUCACUGUCCUGGAACAUGCACAGAAUGGGCCGCGGAGAAUGGAGCCAGCUUUACGAAUGCUUAUUGGCAGUUUAA
This is a messenger RNA of Penicillium longicatenatum, 819 nucleotides long. RefSeq lists its product as uncharacterized. Lineage: Eukaryota; Fungi; Ascomycota; Eurotiomycetes; Eurotiales; Aspergillaceae. The transcript is spliced from 3 exons. The record is from RefSeq and is a predicted model, not a curated record. Bases 1 to 819 code for a protein of 272 amino acids.